Tachysurus vachellii is the source of this 7293-nucleotide messenger RNA. It is a transcript of the gene itga1, whose product is annotated as integrin, alpha 1. Bases 140 to 3691 code for a protein of 1183 amino acids. Gene Ontology annotation, molecular function: integrin binding. The transcript is spliced from 30 exons. NCBI's taxonomy places the organism in Eukaryota, Metazoa, Chordata, Actinopteri, Siluriformes, Bagridae. Gene Ontology annotation, cellular component: integrin complex; external side of plasma membrane. The record is from RefSeq and is a predicted model, not a curated record. Gene Ontology annotation, biological process: cell-cell adhesion; cell adhesion mediated by integrin; cell-matrix adhesion.
UAGCACACACACACACACACACACACGCACACACACACACACACACAGCUCCUGCUGUUUCUUCUCUGUACUGAAACGUUUAACGGGAGGACCGCUUAUAGGCGCGCGAGACGAUCCGAGAAGCGCGAGACAGCUCGAAAUGCGCUCUGGAGAGCAAUGUUUAAGACUCGCGGCACUGCUCGUGCUGCUGCCGUGUUUGUUGUUCUUUAACGUGGACGAGAAGGACAGCAUGUCGUUCAGUGGGCCGAUCGAAGACAUGUUCGGUUACACUGUGCAGCAGUUCCAGAACAGUGAGGGGAAAUGGGUUUUGAUUGGUUCUCCUCUGAAGGGACAGCCAGCCCAGCGAACCGGAGACGUCUACAAAUGCCCCGUGGGUCACGGCAGUUCUUCCAGCUGUAUAAAAUUAGACCUGCCUGAUUACACAACAAUCCCAAACAUACACGAAGUCAAAGCGAACAUGACCAUGGGGACGACUCUGGUGGCUAAUCCGGACGGGAACGGAUUUCUGGCUUGCGGACCUCAGUACGGAUACAUGUGCGGAAAUCAGCAGUACAUCACCGGUAUCUGCUCCAACGUCAGCUCCUCCUUCCAGGUGCUCAACUCCAUCGCCCCGACCGUCCAAGAUUGUAAGCAGGACAUGGACAUCGUCAUCGUGCUCGAUGGAUCCAACAGCAUUUUCCCGUGGAGGCACAUCACAGAUUUUCUUGUCAAGUUUCUCAAAAAGAUCGAAAUCCCUCCAGCCAGGGUGGGCAUCGUGUCGUACGGAGACGACGUGGGCCACGUUUUUAACCUCAGCCAGUUCUCUACCACAGACGACCUGGUGAAGCACGCAUCCAAGAUCGAACAGAGGCGGGGCUUAAGAACCAUGACGGCGCUGGGAAUCGACACGGCGAGAAAAGAGGCGUUCACCGUGGAGCGAGGAGCCAGACCGGGGGUCAAGAAAGUCAUGGUGAUCGUGACAGAUGGAGAGUCUCAUGACGACUACAGACUGAAAGAUGUCGUCGAUGACUGUGAGAAGGACGGGAUCGAGAGGUUCUCCAUCGCUGUUCUUGGUGAUUAUAACCGUCAAAAUAAAAGCAAAGAACAAGUGAAUAAAUUCAUUGAACAAAUCAAGUCCAUCGCAAGCAACAAAACAGAAGAUCAUUUCUUCGACGUAGAAGACGAGAGAGCUCUGGUGACCAUCGUCGAUGCUCUCGGGAGCAAAAUCUUUGCCUUAGAAGCUACAUCUGGGAACCACACGUCGUCUUUCGAGAUGGAGAUGUCCCAGUCAGGCUUCAGCGCUCACACGUCAAGAGCAGGUGUGAUGCUUGGCGCAGUGGGAGCGUACGAUUGGAACGGCACCGUCGUCAUGCAGUCGGGCAAGCGCUUUGUCGUGCCCAAGUACAACACCUUUCAUAACCCUCAAGUGGAGCACUACCAAGGCAUGGCCGGAUACGUGGGUUAUGACGUGCAGUCAGCGUACACACCCUCUGGAGUUCUCUACAUCGCCGGGGCUCCCAGAUACAACCACACGGGCCGAGUGAUCGUGUACCGCUUCAACGGAACGAACGUGAAGGUCACGCAGAACCUCGAAGGAGAACAGAUCGGCUCGUACUUCGGCAGCGUCCUGCAAACUCUGGACGUUGACAGAGACUCGUACACAGACCUUCUGCUGGUGGGAGCUCCCAUGUUCAUGGGGCCUGAGAGAGACGAGCAAGGACAAGUCUACGUCUACAGGCUCAACAAGGAGGGUGUGUUCGAACACGAGAUGACCCUACGGCCGGUAAACCAGACGUGCUGCACACCGCUCUCACACACUUCCUGUACGAGUGUGAAUAAGAACGAGCCGUGCGGUGCUCGGUUCGGUACGGCCAUCGCCGCUGUUCCUGACCUCAACCUGGACGGCUUUAACGACGUGGUGAUUGGGUCGCCGCUGGAGAACGAUCACCGGGGGGCGGUGUACAUCUACCAUGGCACAGGGCGCACGAUUCGAGAAAAAUAUGUUCAGCGCAUAGCUGCUGGAGGUGAUGGUGAGAAGAUGAAGUUCUUCGGUCAGUCCAUUCACGGAAUCAUGGACUUGAACAAUGAUGGAAUUAUAGACGUAACUAUCGGAGGUAUCGGAGGAGCUGCGCUGUAUUGGUCUCGGGAUGUUGCCGAACUCCGUGCCGAGAUGAGCUUCAGCGCCAACAAAAUCAACAUGCAGCAGCCAACGUGUCAAAUCCACGGCAAGGACACAGUGUGUGUGAAGACCAAAGUGUGCUUCAGCUACACAGUCAAGUCCGAAAAAGAGAAGAACCUGGUGGAGACAUUGAUCCACUACACUCUGACUCUGGAUUCACUGCGUGCCAUUGCGAGAGGAAGAUUUAACGAUACAGACGAGAGAAAAAUCCAGAAGAACGUCAACGUCAGUGACACGCUAUGCAUUGAACACUCCUUCUACAUGUCGGAAAAAUUAGAUUUCAGGGAUCCUCUGAUGGUGUCUCUGGACUUCGGGUUAGUGGAUCUAGACAAGGGUCCAGUGCUGGAUGGAACUCUACCAACAUCACUCAAUAAAACGCUGGCAUUAGUAGACUGUGGAAGUGAUGAGAAGUGUGUCGCCGAUUUAAAGCUCCAAGCUACACCGAACAUCACCAGCAUUGUGAUUAAGGAAUACCAGGAGAAGUUCCAUGUCAGCAUUAACAUCAGGAACAGUGGAGACAACGCAUACAACACCAAGGUCACACUCAGCACCACGGAAAACAUCAACUACGUCACAGUCGAGCCUAAAGAUAAAGACUGCGACUUGAAUCACACCAAAGCCGUGUGUGCAGUUGGAUACCCGUUCCUAAAAUCCAACGCACAGGAAGACUUCAAGGUUCUCUUCGAGGUCAAUCCAUCUCACAUCCGCAAAGACAUCAUCAUCAACGUUACAGCCACCACUGAUAGUGAAGAGCUCGAUUCGAAUCUUCAGGAUAACGUCGUACACAUCUCCAUCCCUGUGAAAUAUGAAGUCAGUCUGACCUUCACUGCUAAGAAGACCAUGAAGGAGGAUCGGAUCAUCUUGAAGGAGGGAGAAAAGGCACCGAGUGUCAUCAAUGACACCAGGCUGAUCGGAGAGGAGAUGAACAUCAGUUAUACAAUUGAAAGAGCUGCAGAGAAACAGAGUCCUCCUCUUAGUCUGACCGUCACGUUUCCGUACAUGACGCCGGCCAAGAACAUCCUUCUCUAUUUGACUCACCUCACUUACUCAGCCAAUAUUAAUUGUACAGCUGACAUUAACCCUCUGAAGGUCGGCCCCACGGCCCCGUACACACGGAAGGCUAAAGCUGAGACACUCAGUGACUAUCUGCUGAGCUGUAACGUGAAGGCGAACCCCUGCACGUGGUUCAGCUGUGCUAUUCCUCCUGCCACAUUUAACCAGAUCAACGUCACCUUCAGAGUCUGGAAGCAGACGUUCAUCUACGGCGAGUUUACCAGUCUCUCCUUAACGGUUCAGGCUAAAUUGGAGAAUAAAGACAAGACUUUUUUUCAGUUAAGCCAAACUGACAAAAACAGAGAGGUAAACGUACAGAUCUUAAAAGAGUCCCGAAGUGGAAUUCCUCUGUGGAUCAUUAUCCUCAGUAUCCUCAUAGGACUACUAAUACUGGCACUGGUAAUAUUUUGUCUCUGGAAGUUCGGGUUCUUUAAGAGAAAAUCAGUGGAAGACAUGAAGGAGGAUAUGAGAGAGAGUUAAAGGCUCCAGUUUUCAGGUCGGCAGACUUUCAAAGCCCUCAGGACAAAACACACACUCCCAGACCCACAGAGACACUACACAUUACACUUUACACUGAACGGACCAAAAGCAUCACGUCACCGACGUCCUCACGGAGAUCUUGAAGAAACUGAAGAUCUAGAUUGUUUCGGAAAUCAUGAAGGUCAGCAGAUGGACUUUUGGUUGUCUUCUUUUUCAUGCGUCGUGCCUUUCCAAACCCAGCACAUAAGCUCCACAGCUUUAUCUAAUUUAUCAUUAGAAUAAACUAGUAUGAGUUAUCGCUCCCAUUUACCCAAUAUAAACAGCAGAUCAGUCAAUCGACAGAAGAAUCUGGAUUGAUUGACAGUCGUGUAGGUGUUUUAAACUGUACCGUACCGUUUACCAGACACCCUUAUACAGAGUGACUUACAUUUUUUAUUUCAAUUUAUACAACUGAGAGUUAAGGGCCAUGCUCAGGGGCCCCACAGUUGCAGCUUGGUGAACCUAAGAUUAAAACUCAUGCCCUUUUGUUCAGUAGGCCAACACCUUAACCACUAGGCUGAGCGAGUGAGUGGGUGAGAGAGAAGGUGUGUGUGAGUGUGUGUGUGUGGGUGUGUGUGUGAGAGAGAGAGAGAGAGAGAGAGAGAGAGAGAGACUGAAUGAGUAAAUGUGGGAGAGGGAGAGUGUGUGAGAGAGAGAGAGAGAGAGUGUGUGAGUGUGUGUGUGUGUGUCUGUGUGUGAGAGAGGGAGUGAGUGAGAGGAAGAGAGUGUGUGAGAGAGAGAGAGUGAGUGAGAGGAAGACAGUGUGUGAGUGUGUGAGAGAGAGAUUGAGUGUGUGAGAGAGAGAUUGAGUGUGUGAGGGGGAGAGUGUGUGUGAGAGAGAGUGUGAGUGUGUGCGAGAGAGAGUGAGUGUGUGAGAGGGAGAGAGUGUGUGAGUGAGAGAGUGUGUGUGAGUGUGUGUGAGAGAGAGAGAGAGAGUGAGUGUGUGAGAGGGAGAGAGUGUGUGAGUGAGUGUGUGUGUGAGAGAGAGAGAGAGAGAGAGUGAGUGUGUGAGAGGGAGAGAGUGUGUGAGUGAGUGUGUGAGAGGGAGCGAGUGAGUGUAUGAGUGAGUGAGUGAGUGUGUGAGAGGGAGAGAGAGUGAGUGUGUGUGAGAGAGAGAGUGAGUGUAUGAGUGAGUGUGUGAGAGGGAGAGAGAGUGAGUGUGUGUGAGAGAGAGACAUUCACUUUCUUAUUAAUUGCUGACAAAGAUGGACAAAGUACUGAGAAAUUAUAAUCAAGUAAAAGUGGAAGGUUAAAAAAAUGUAGUGAAAGUAAAAGUAAAAGUUUUCAGCUAAUAAAAUAAGCUGUAAGGUUUGUAAGAAUAUUUCAGUACAGAAUGAAAAUAGCGUCUGAAACGUCGUCCGCUCCUGAAGCGUGUACGUGUACGUGUAAACUUUUCUAGUGUCUACAGCUUAACUAAAACCAAAAGCAAGGGGACCGUAAAACCCUCAUGUGUGUACAUAUUACACCUGUUCAGGGUUAGCAGACUCGCUAAAGCUCGCUAAAGCUCGCUAAAGCUGAAAUGGACAUCAAACCAAAGCCGCUAAACAUCUCAUCAGCUCAAAGCUUCUUCAGUGUGAUCAUGUUCUCAUCUUUACACCAGUGUAAUAAAGAAUCCAAUAUCCUCCUCAUCACAUUUCACCCCAGAGCUUCUUUACUGCCCUUUAGAUUUACCCUCAUGAGCUCAGACUCUAGCUAGUGUAGUUUCUUUCUUUGGCACAUUCCUCAUUAUAUGCAGCACCUGACACUGAUGUUCGUCCCGUUCUUCGUUCUUCGUUCCUUUCCUGUGUGCUGAGGGACAAUCUGACUGAUUGUACUGUAAAUGUAUAUAAGAGUAAAACUGUAUAUAGAGCGAUGUCUGCAAUAAUACGUGUGAAUGAAUGACUAGCGAUUAAACCGAUAUCGAUGUGCUAAAGGUAGUUUUUAUCCACCCAUGUUUUUUUUUUAAUCGCUUUUUUUAACAUUCUGCUGAAGAUUUUGAAACAAAAAUGAAUUAACCAAUCAAAUGUUUUGUAGUGAACGUGUUUUCCUGUUGUUUUUAUAUUUUAUGUAUUUUUUCCUCUCCUUUUUUUAAUAUUGUAUGGUUUUUCUAUCAUCGUGUCAUUGGCUGUGUAACUGUUCCUUCAUUACAUCGUGGUGAAGAGUGUGUUUCGAUUAUCAGACAUGUUCCAAUCACAAAACAUUCCUUAUGAAUAAUAAUGAUCUGAUUGAAUAAUAAUGAUCUGAUUGAAUUACAGUGAUCUAGCACCACCUACAGGUCAGAAGCUGUCAUGGUUUAUUUUGUGUUAAAAUGAAGCAUAAGGAGAUAUUUAGAUCUCGGACACAAACCCAGACUCGAGUAGGAGUCAGAAGUUCAGGAAAAAGUUACGUAUGAGGUGGAGUUUGAUGAAGAGGAGUAUGAGAGGAGUUUAUUUUUUGAGUGUGUGUGCCUGUGUGUGUUUGUGUGUUUGUUGGUGUUUCUGUGUGUGUGUGUGCUUUUUGUGUUUCUGUGUGUGUGUUUCUGUAUGUGUCUGAGUGUGUGUGUGUAUGUGUUUCUGUGUGUCUGAGUGUGUGUGUGUAUGUGUGUGUGUUUCUGUGUGUAUCUGAGUGUGUUUGAGUGUGUGUGCGUAUGUGUUUCUGUGUGUCUGUGUGUGUGUGUGUGUGUGUGUGUGUGUGUGUUUCUGUUUGUGUCUGAGUGUGUUUGAGUGUGUGUGUGUUUCUGUGUGUCUGAGUGUGUGUUUCUGUGUGUGUCGGAGUGUGUGAGUGUGUGUAUAUGUGUUUCUGUGUGUCUGAGUGUGUGUGUGUGUGUGUGUGUGUGUGUGUUUCUGUGUGUAUCUGAGUGUGUUUGAGUGUGUGUGCGUAUGUGUUUCUGUGUGUGUCUGAGUGUGUUUGAGUGUGUGUGUGUGUUUCUGUGUGUCUGAGUGUGUGUUUCUGUGUGUGUCGGAGUGUGUGAGUGUGUGUAUAUGUGUUUCUGUGUGUCUGAGUGUGUGUGUGUGUAUUUCUGUGUGUUUCUGUGUGUGUCAGAGUGUGUUUGAGUGUGUGUGCAUGUGUGUUUCUAUGUGCUAGAGAUGAGUAAGAUGAUGAAUUUAUCCCUAAGUGCUAGUGUUUUCAUCUAACGGUAUGUUUUUACAUUUCUCCUAAUGGAUCAGGAAAUAAAGCUGCCUGUAUAUGUAACAUCAUUGAGCUGAACAUUACACACAAUUACAUUUACUGUCUGAAAUGUAUCAAUGAUCCCAUUGGUCACGUCAAGAUUAUGAACAACUGUGUAGCUCUUUCUGUUAUUGUGGGUUUUCAGCAUUUUUUGUUUCAGGUCUUUUUUUAUUAUGUUCACAUUCUUUCUUUAAAAACAAACACAAUCUUGUAUUUUCUUUGAUUUUAUUAUACGAGUUCUUCCCCGUUGGCAUCAGCACUCCACUGCUGUGAGCACGUGUAGUAAAGGAAAUCUAGGCAUGUUUAAGGUGUGAGGAAAAGAGAUUUGUGUGUUUAAUGUCACUGCUGUAAACCAAGUAAUGCACUGGUUUUUGAAAAGAAUUGCACAUUCUGUCUGGAAAAAUAUGCACAUGAAUAAAUACGUCUUUUUUAAUGAA